Messenger RNA from Aureobasidium vineae, 858 nucleotides. NCBI's taxonomy places the organism in Eukaryota, Fungi, Ascomycota, Dothideomycetes, Dothideales, Saccotheciaceae. The record is from the annotation of a GenBank genome assembly.
UCCUACAACCCCACCGAUCAAAUUUACAUGUCCCAAAUCAUGAUCAGACAAACCCUCCUCCUCGUCUCGGGCCUCGCUCUUGUAUCCGCCGCAGGCAGCAGGUCUGGGAGCAUCUUCGGAGAUACAAACGACACUGCCUUGGUGGCCGCGCGACACAAUCCCAACAUCACAAGUGCAGUAGGUUUCCAGAUGGGCGACCAAAACUUCACAUUCCGUGUCGAUAUUGCAGAGUUGACACCAGACUGGAACACCACCGUACAGAACCCACGCGUCGUGACUUCUUUCUACGCGAUUGAGUGGCAGAGCGGCACAAGUCUAAACGAUACCAUGGCUGUUGCGGAAGCCCUUGGAAAUGACCAGUCUCCUCGUAUCUGCGCAGCACUACCUCUUGGUCUGUUGUCGGCGUCAGUCAAUAAUGGCUACAGUGACAAUGACAAUGGAGAUUGCACUGGCGCGCUUGGGAAAGAUUGCGUGAAUGAUCUGAAGCAAGCGAGCUAUGAUCUGAACGUUUCAUGCUCACCUACUAUACCCCAAAGCUGUGCUUCGAAACUCGGCACUGGUGGCAUUGGAAGCGCUCCACUGGUCGCUCAGGGAGAAACACAAAAGUCUCCAUUGAGCUUCUUCCACUGGUCAUCGCCGGCUUAUACUGCUGGGAACGAUACAGCAUAUACACGGGAAACCGAACGCUUGCAUGUGGUCAUCUUUUCUGGAAAGAAUACUUAUCCUGUAUGUCUUCGCGUUAAGACGGAUCAUGUUAAUAAAAAGAGUCCCGCAACUUCCGGGGCAACGAUCAGCUCGAGUAGAAGUUUGGUGUUCUCGGUGAUGCUGGUUAUCAGUGCCGCGUUGUGGUUGGCUUGA